Messenger RNA from Mollisia scopiformis, 1837 nucleotides. RefSeq lists its product as uncharacterized. The coding region runs from base 114 to 1769 and encodes 551 amino acids. Gene Ontology annotation, cellular component: membrane. The transcript has a single exon. Gene Ontology annotation, biological process: fluoride transmembrane transport. The record is from RefSeq and is a predicted model, not a curated record. NCBI's taxonomy places the organism in Eukaryota, Fungi, Ascomycota, Leotiomycetes, Helotiales, Mollisiaceae. Gene Ontology annotation, molecular function: fluoride transmembrane transporter activity.
GUUUCCUCACUUUCACCAUGUUCUGAAUUAUCUGUUAUCAAGCAGACCAUAUUCUGGCAUUUCGCCUCGAAGCGCCUCAAUUCGUGACGGCUGCUUCGACUAGAGCGAAUGACAUGGACAAUGUACAGCGGGAUCACAACAUCCUCUCACAGCAGAGGAAACCGUCACACGAUGCUGGAUACGAUGUGCCAGACGAUUACGCCAAUCUCGAUGAGGUAGCUGCUCCAGCACCCAUUCAAAAUCCAGACGACAGUCCUAUACAUCGACGGCGGACGUUGGAAGGGCGGAGCCAUCACUCUGGAGAUACGAGUGCCUCAAGAGGCGCGCGGAGACCGAGUUUUGGGAGGUCAAUAUCACAUUCGUCCCGGAGAUCAAGACGGGUAUCUGAUGGAGGAACGAGUUACGAUUUCCCAGAUAACUACGCCCAUCUCGAUGAAUUAGCCACGCCUUCGCCGGUGGAGAAUCCCGACGAGGCUCGUGUAUAUCUGCAUAAGUCGUUAGAGGAAGCGAAGGACGAGGAGCAGACUUAUGAGCGAGAUCAGGAAAACCGCAGAAGGGCCUCAUUAGCAGGAGGUGUGCAGCCGCAGGAAGAGCAGAAAGAAGAAGAGAAAGCUGCUCAUAAGGUCUCGAGAUUUGCCACACAAUUAUAUGUCAUUUCUUAUCUGAUACUGUUCUCUUUCCUCGGAACUUUGGCUCGACUUGGACUACAAGCUAUCACCUUCUACCCCGGAGCACCUGUUGUAUUCAGCGAAUUAUGGGCAAACUUUGGAGGUAGUCUUCUUAUGGGCUUCUUAAGUGAAGAUAGGAUGCUGUUCAAAGAAGAGUGGGGCACGCCAACUUACAAGCAACAACUUGAGAAAGCAAAGCAGCAGUCUCAAGACGAGGAAAGUGGCUCAAGUUCUGAUCAAGCUAUCGAUUUGGCGGCGGCUAAGAAGGCUCAUGCUGCUACAAAGAAGACAAUCCCUCUAUACAUCGGACUGGCAACAGGCUUCUGUGGAUGUUUCACCUCGUUUUCAUCUUUCAUCCGCGAUGCUUACCUGGCGAUGUCAAAUGAGCUGCCGACUCCUUUGAACCACCCUGCCGAUUAUGGUGUCGGUGAAUCAACCACUUCAACAGUUUCGAGGAAUGGUGGUUAUUCAUUCAUGGCCUUGCUGGCUGUCAUCAUCACUACCGUUUCGCUCUCAAUGUCAGCUCUGGUGAUUGGCGCUCAUCUGGCUAUACUCUUAGAACCCUGGACUCCAAGCCUACCAUUUACAUUCUGUCGCAAGGUUCUCGACCGUGUGGCUGUCGUUCUAGCAUGGGGUUGCUGGCUAGGAGCGAUAUUCCUCGCCAUCUGGCCUCCUGACCGACAUGAUGGUCACCCAGAGACCUGGCGAGGUCGAGCAGUCUUCGCCCUAGUCUUCGCUCCUCUUGGGUGUCUAGGACGCUUCUACGCCUCGAUCUACCUGAACAGCAAGAUUUCCUCUUUCCCACUUGGGACAUUCGUUGUAAAUAUUUUCGGCACAGCAAUCAUAGGCAUGACCUAUGACUUACAGCACGUGCCUUUUGGUGGGGUAGUGGGGUGCCAAGUACUUCAGGGGAUAGAAGAUGGGUUCUGUGGGUGUUUGACUACGGUCAGUACUUGGGUCAGUGAGCUGAACAUGCUGAGGCGAAGGAAUGCUUAUAGAUAUGGAGCGGCAAGCGUCGUUGUUGCGUUCUGCUUCCUGGUCGUUAUUAUGGGUAGUGUACAGUGGACGAGAGGGUUCUCUAAGUUGCAGUGUGUACAUUGAAAUGCUUUGUUUGCGUUACAAGAUUAGAUCUCUUCACCAAAAAACAAUGGAUAUAUCAGAUAUAUUGG